Molecule: messenger RNA, 480 nt
Organism: Cylindrotheca closterium
Lineage: Eukaryota; Bacillariophyta; Bacillariophyceae; Bacillariales; Bacillariaceae
Source: the annotation of a GenBank genome assembly
AUGACUGAACCCUUGUACUCCGACUUCAACGGCCCCAAGGCAGAACAGAACAGCCAAGCACUGCUCCGUGGUCUCUAUGAAGGCGAGACAGCGGAUCCUUACCUGGUGUCAUUCCUGGAUCAUUGCCAACGGCCGGAGGGCUUGGAAGACCAGCCACUGGAAGUGGAUCUGGAGGACCAUGUUAGCUUCUGGCGUAAGAUGGGGGAACACAAAGGUUCGGAGCCACACGGCUUGCAUAAUGGCCAUUUCAAAGCGGGAGUAGCAUCCAACUUGCUUGCCUGCUGUGACACAAUCUUUCGCUCCAUCCCUUUUGCUACAGGAUUUGUCCCAGCCCAGUGGUGCCACUUGCUCAACUUUGCAAUUGAGAAGAAACCAGGCGAGAUUCGGGUGGACCUCAUGCGCACGAUUCAAAUGAUGAAUUCAGAGCUGCAGGCCAACAACAAACGAGAGGGGAAAUCGGCCAUGGCCUAUGCAGAGUAA